Messenger RNA from Oncorhynchus masou masou (cherry salmon), 1206 nucleotides. RefSeq lists its product as uncharacterized. The transcript has a single exon. Lineage: Eukaryota; Metazoa; Chordata; Actinopteri; Salmoniformes; Salmonidae. The annotation marks the transcript as partial. The record is from RefSeq and is a predicted model, not a curated record.
AUGCCUUCCACCCCCGCCCCAUCCAUGCUCUUCCACCCCCGCCCCAUCCAUGCCUUCCACCCCCGCCCCAUCCAUGCCUUCCACCCCCCGCCCAUCCAUGCCUUCCACCCCCGCCCCAUCCAUGCCUUCCACCCCCCGCCCCAUCCAUGCCUUCCACCCCCCGCCCCAUCCAUGCCUUCCACCCCCCGCCCCAUCCAUGCACUUCCGCCCCAUCCAUGCCUUCCACCCCCCCUUCCACCCCCGCCCCCAUCCAUGCCUUCCACCCCCGCCCCAUCCAUGCCUUCCACCCCCGCCCCAUCCAUGCCUUCCGCCCCAUCCAUGCCUUCCACCCCCCCCAUCCAUGCCUUCCACCCCCGCCCCAUCCAUGCUUUCCACCCCCCCCCCAUCCAUGCUUUCCACCCCGCCCCAUCCAUGCUUUCCACCCCCCACCCCAUCCAUGCCUUCCACCCCACCCCAUCCAUGCCUUCCAUCCAUCCCAUCCCAUCAAUGCCUUCCGUUUUCCACCCCGCCCCAUCCAUGCAUCUCAUCCAUGCUCUUCUACCUCUCGCCCCAUCCACCCCCUAUCCAUGCCCCAUCCAUGCCUUCCACCCCCCACAUCCCAUCCAUGCCUUCCACCCCCGCCCUAUCCCCCCACCCCCGCCCCAUCCAUGCCUUCCACCCUCCGCCCCAUCCAUGCCUUCCACCCCCCGCCCCAUCCAUGCCUUCCACCCUCCAUCCAUCCCAUCCACGCCUUCCACCGCCCCAUCCAUGCAUCCCAUCCAUGCCUUCACCCCCGCCCCAUCCAUGCCUUCCACCCCCGCCCCCAUCCAUGCCUUCCACCCCCGCCAUCUGCUUCACCCCCAACAUCCCAUCCAUGCCUUUUCCACCCCCGCCCCCAUCCACGUCUUUCCACCCCCGCCCCAUCCACGCCUUCCACCCCCACAUCCCAUCCAUGCCUUUCCACCCCCACAUCCCAUCCAUGCUCUUCCCACCCCCACAUCCCAUCCAUGCCUUCCACAUCCCAUCAAUGCCUUCCACCCCCGCCCAUCCAAACCAUGCUCUUCCACCCCCGCCCCAUCCAUGCUCUUCCACCCCCACAUCCCAUCCAUGCCUUUCUACCCCCACCACUCCCCCAUCCAUGCCUUCCACCUCCGCCCCAUCCAUGCCUUCCACCCCCCGCCCAUCCAUGCCUUCCACCCCUCCAUCCCAUCCAUGCCUUCCACCCCU